Oryzias melastigma (Indian medaka) is the source of this 1082-nucleotide messenger RNA. RefSeq names its product coenzyme Q4 homolog (S. cerevisiae) (gene coq4). Gene Ontology annotation, biological process: ubiquinone biosynthetic process. Bases 55 to 876 code for a protein of 273 amino acids. The record is from RefSeq and is a predicted model, not a curated record. The transcript is spliced from 7 exons. Gene Ontology annotation, cellular component: mitochondrial inner membrane; mitochondrion. NCBI's taxonomy places the organism in Eukaryota, Metazoa, Chordata, Actinopteri, Beloniformes, Adrianichthyidae.
ACCUCUUCGAAGGAAGCAUUCCACGCAUGCGCACUGUUUGUUUACAAAUUAGCAAUGUGGCUACGUUAUUGUCCACGCUCCAUUCUACGGAGGCGACACAUCGAAUUAACCUCCUCAGCUCCGUUUGUCCACCAGCUUCAUACCAGUCGGGCUGAUCGUUCUCACAGCUACUAUGAUGGCCUUUACCACGGACACAUCCACACUACUCCCUUUCAGAAGGCCUUGCUGGCUGUUGGCUCCGGUGUGGCAGCUCUGCAGGACCCAUAUAGACACGACAUGGUUGCAGUGCUCGGAGAGACCACAGGUCACCUCGCUCUCGUCAACCUCAGGGACAGAAUGAGAAAUGACCCUGAAGGCUACACCAUCCUGACAGAAAGACCAAGGAUCCGCCUCUCUACUCUAGACCUGAAAAACAUGGCCUCCUUACCGGACGGGUCUUUCGGAAGAGAAUACCUCCGUUUUCUGGAGGACAAUAACGUGACCCCUGACUCCAGAGCACAAGUGAAGUUUGUGGACGAUGAAGAGUUGGCCUACGUCAUGCUAAGAUACAGGGAGGUUCACGACUUGUUGCACACGUUGCUGGGAAUGCCCACGAAUAUGCUGGGUGAGGUGGUAGUGAAGUGGUUUGAAGCGGCACAAACAGGUCUUCCGAUGUGUGCUUUGGGAGCUGUGUUGGGCCCACUUCGACUUAAUGCAAGCCGCCUACAAUCACUGUUCACCUCUUUGGGUCCUUGGGCUCUGCGGAACGGCAGGGGAGCGCGCUGCGUCCUCAACAUUUUCUAUGAGAGACGAUGGGAUCAGAACCUUGAAGAUCUCCGGCAGGAGCUCCACAUCGAGCCUCCUCCUGUCACACUCCACUCCCCACGGAAGACCUAAAAUAACUUCAGGAAAUGAGGGUUAAAUGUAGAAGAAUGUUAAUAUCUCAUGAUUGGAAAUAUUUAGAGUAUGUUGCUGUGGAAUUGUUUAUGUAAGGAUGUUAUUAACUGGAGAGGAAGUGGGGAAACUCUAGUCUUUGCCAAUUAUAGAAUCCAGCUUGAAACCUACGGAUAAAUAAAGUAAUGGAUUUUUACAUGUGCUGGGAA